AGCGGAACUGCGCCACGUAGCACUUGUGCAGGCGCAUAGGCUACUUCAGUGAUACCACAGAUUAAUUUUUGCUUGAAGCUACCUUGUCCUAUCCCACAAGUUAGGCGUCUUACGUUGCACAGUAGGAGCAUCUCCGCUUUAAGGCCCACGCCCUUACUCCCUUGGCCAUUUUAGUUGCUACGUUUUGCUCUUUUUAGCUUGUACAAAGGAUGAACCGAGGUGCAGUCGGCGAUUUUGCCGUGCCCAGCACCUCUCGACCUCAGCUGCUGCCUUUUCGAGCCAAGCGGUCGCGGUAUCAUGCCGGCGACAACGUCAUGUCCAGUCGUUCCCUUCUUCACAGUAGCCAAACCACUAGCACAACAUGUAGGACAAUGGCGCGGGAUAGACUAGGUGCCCAAGAGCGCGAGGAGUUGGAGGCGAUGCGAGCUCGCCUGAACCAGCAACUCCGUGCAACCGUCCCCACCGUGGACAACGGCAAGAGAUCACAAUUGAGGAUAAAUGAAUUUCCCUCGGACGACGAGUACCAUCCCUCCCAAGGCUGGAGGCCGCAGCCACACCACUUGUCAAAAGAGCAGCUAUGGGAGCGUAUCCGCGAAGAGGCGCAGUACGAUGCGGCCUCCGAGCCCGCCCUCGCCAGCAACCUCUACAGCACCAUCCUCGCUCACAACUCCAUGGAAAAGACCAUGUCCUUCCUGCUUGCCAACAAGCUGGCCAACCCCACCAUGCUGGGCAUGCAGCUGAUGCGGCUGAUCCAGCAGGCGUACGACGACGACCCCGGCCUCAUGGAGGCGGCGCUGGCGGACCUGCAGGCCGUGUACGACCGCGACCCCGCCUGCGACAAGUACUCGCAGGCCAUGCUGUACUUCAAGGGCUUCCAGGCGGUGCAGUGCCACAGGGUGGCGCACUGGCUGUGGAGCAAGGGGCGGAAGCCGCUUGCGCUGGCCUUCCAGAGCCGCAUGUCGGAGGCGUUCCAUGUGGACAUCCACCCCGCGGCGCAGAUCGGGCGCGGCAUCCUCAUCGACCACGCCACGGGGGUGGUCAUCGGAGAGACGGCGGUGGUGGGGGACAACGUAUCCAUGCUGCACCACGUCACACUGGGGGGAAGCGGCACGGAGCGGGGAAAGCGGCACCCAACCAUCGACCACGGCGUGCUUCUGGGAGCGGGAGUGACGGUGCUGGGGCCAAUCACGGUGGGCGCGGGCAGCAAAGUGGGCGCGGGGAGUGUUGUGGUGAACGACAUUCCCUGCCAUGCGGUGGCGGUCGGGGUGCCGGCGCGGAUCAUCAAGCGAGACCUCAUCAAGGAGCCGGUGAAGGAUAUGGACCAGUGUGUCGACUUUGUGUUGGAUUACGAGAUCUGAUGAGCUAAGAGGGUUUAACAAGACCAUGCCUUGAGGCGUUGAGGUGGUGACGUGGCGUCAGGCCUGUCGCAUGGCCUAUGACAGGGCUUGAAGGCUCUGUUGACACUGCUGCAGCGGAAAGGUGGCAUGGUUCCGGGCGUUUUGCAAUUUGCAUGUGUGUUGUCAUCUACAUGUACGUUUGGCGCUGGGGCCGGAAAGCCCCAUGCGCGGCAGCUUUGGCAGUGGCCCCCCGUGCGCUGGGCAACGGCGGGUGCCACCUUCACAAGCCGUUGAUGUUCCACAAUUGCGUCGUUGCGUGUUGGCGCGGUAACUACUUGGCGCAUGCUGGAUUUACUUUGGCAGGCUUUUGCUGCUGCUUGAAGGCCGUGCUACAUACGUCUAUUUCAUUGCUCCAAACUUAACCCUACUGGUAGGUAGUACCCGCGGCGGCGGGGUGCCGUUUUUCUCGAGUACUGCUUUGGGGGCUUACGAAUUGACGCAAGACGUGGGGACGGUUCCUUCCUUUUCAAUUUGUUGUUGGACUGACGUCUCCCUUGCCAUGAGUGCUGUCAGUAGCGAGGAUGAAGUGGUAAGCAGGGCUUGAUUGCCAGGAUAGAUAGAUGCAGUCGAUUCCGGGUCUAGGGGCGUCUUGCCUGGCGUUGACAUGCGUCAAGUGUCAUGGCGUGCGCUGCAUGCUCAUGGGAAAACGCUUUUGCAUGAGCUGGCCGUGGGGGUCCGUUUAUGUUCGUGCGCUGGGGACAGCAGUGAUCUGCGCAUGUGGCAGUGCGAUGGAUUCCGCGGGGCAAACAUGUGUGUCGUGCAGUGUGUGUCUCUCUCAGGCAGAGGCCGUCGCGUUGGGCUGCGUCGAUGCCAUGCAGGAUUCGGGCAUGGGGCAAGGCAUGGAGCGAUGCGCGAACUCGGGAGGGAAGCUAAACAACGCUUGGAUAGUGUUGCGGAUGUCUUUUGAACAUCGCUCAUGCGCAUGUUGGGCGGACUAGAACAUAGGAAAACAUGGUAUGGCCUGGCCGCCUCUGUAGUAUUGUAGGAAUGGGGUUGGAGGCAGCUGGCAGGCGCAUAUGUGUAUCGGUAGAGAUCUGCGUGUACCAUCACCCUUUAAUACCCGAAUUGUUUUCUUAAGACACUCACCGUAUGCCACUUACCAUUGUGAGCAUAGCAAAUACAGGCGUGAUGCAGCGUGCGAGGUGGAUGGGGAUGUGCGUGGGAGGUGCAAAGGGCGUUCAAUGAACAUGCUCGAAGGUUGCAGUCAAGCCAACCCCUGUUGUCGGUUGAAACUGUAACUGUAACGAAUGAGGGACAUGCGGAUUGACAAGUAC
Astrephomene gubernaculifera is the source of this 2671-nucleotide messenger RNA. The record is from the annotation of a GenBank genome assembly. Lineage: Eukaryota; Viridiplantae; Chlorophyta; Chlorophyceae; Chlamydomonadales; Astrephomenaceae.